AUGUUUAAAACUUUAUUUUGGAAUGCUCGAGGUGCUGGAAGUGAGAACUUUAGAUCUGCAAUUGCAGACCUUGUUAAAAUUCACUCUGUUGAUGUGUUAGCUAUUUGUGAACCCCGUGUUCAAUUUUCUAAAGCUUGUGCUAGUCUUAGACUGCUUGGUUUCUCUGAUUCAAGGGUAGUUGAAGCUGAUGGUUUCUCUGGUGGCCUUUGGUUACUUUGGAAUAGUAGCAGGAUUAAAAUUGACUUCAUUGAUGAAAAUUUUCAAUCCAUUUUUGUUAAAGUUACUCUCCCUGGCAAGCCUUCCUGGAUGCUUACUGUUGUUUAUGCCAGCCCGACUCGCACUACUAGAGCUUCACUAUGGCCUUACUUAGAUCACCUUUCUGCCAGUUUCAAUCUUCCUUGGAUGCUUAUUGGUGAUUUUAAUGAGUUAGUCUCCUGUGCUGAUAAAAAUUGUGGUCCUUUCACUGGGCGUUUUGGUGGCCUUAGGGAAUGGAUAAAUAGAAAUGCUAUGAUUGAUAUGGGAUUCCAUGGUUCUUGCUUUACUUGGAGCAAUAAUAGAAUCAAAGAAAGGUUGGAUAGAGGUUUCUGUAAUGUUUCUUGGAGAGCUACUUUUGAUGAAGCCUUCAUCCAACACUUGCCUAAAACCAGGUUUGAUCACUGUCCUAUUAUCAUGCAAUUAUUCUCUAACAAUUUUGUGAACAGGGAGGCUGCCCCUUUUCGCUUUCAAGCAAUGUGGUUUUCGCAUGAUAACUAUGUUGAUUUUGUAUCCAACACUUGGAGUUCUUUGACUGGUGACUUCUCUUCCAAAGUCAAGGCUCUGGCUACAGCUCUUUCUAAGUGGAACAGAGAUGUGUUUGGCCAUCUGAUGCAUAAGAAAAAGAGACUCCUAGCCAGAAUUGGGGGAAUUCAAAAGGCAAGAGACAGGUUUGAAAACCCAUUCCUGGUUAAUCUUGAGGCUGAUCUCAUCCAAGAAUAUGAAACGCUCAGGGACCAAGAAAACAUGUUCCUGGAGACAAAAAUCAAGAGAUAA
This is a messenger RNA of Rosa rugosa (rugosa rose), 1029 nucleotides long. RefSeq lists its product as uncharacterized. Gene Ontology annotation, molecular function: catalytic activity. The transcript has a single exon. The coding region runs from base 1 to 1029 and encodes 342 amino acids. NCBI's taxonomy places the organism in Eukaryota, Viridiplantae, Streptophyta, Magnoliopsida, Rosales, Rosaceae. The record is from RefSeq and is a predicted model, not a curated record.